AUGUCAAUUCUAGAGGAUUAUGAAGAAAUUGAUUUUUCUGUUUAUGAUGUUUCAACAGAUAUUGCCACUACACAAGCUUCACCAAAGGCAAAAAAGAUUCUUAGCAAGCCAAAAAUCCCACUACUGAAUAAAGACACAACUGAUUCAAAUACUUAUGAUUAUGAGCGCCUGUUAAAGCAAUACAAAGCAAGCUCACCGACCAAUUUUCGUAAAAGCCCAAGUCCUAAAUCUAACGAGGUAGUAGAAAGGCUUCUUUUUAGUGCAGAUUUUAUAAAAAAUUACUAAAACCCUUUAUUAUCUUUUUUGGUUCCACACUUGGAAUGAUUUAUCUACGUGUAAAACCUAAUAAGAAAUAUCAAAAAAGAUUAUAUGACCUCGGAAAUAAUAAUGGAGCCUCUUUUUAAGCAUCAACUCUCUCAAAACCGAAUAAAAUUUCAACAACAAGAGCAAGAAUACAAAGAAAAAGAAAAAUGUCCGUUUGCUCCUCAAGUCUCGCCCUCCAGGUCUGUAAGAUGCCUUAAACAGUUCUUGCAAGAUCAAAUUAACUAUGAGACUAAUAAGCAGCAAAAGCUUGAAAAACAAAGAUUUAUUCAUGAGCAGAUUAAAGAAGCUGAAGAAGAAAAAGCAAGGAAAAAAAUUAAUUUAAGUCCUGGCACACAAAGAAUUUUGUCAAAGAAGGGGAAAAUGUCACCGGUUCAUGAGAGACUUUAUAGUGGAAGCAAAAUGAUGUGAGUCACCAGUGAGAAAAAGCUGGAAACUUUGACCAGAAAGCCAAUUAAACGUAAAAGCUUGAAAAUGGAAAGUGAUAAUUAUAGUGAGGAAAACCUGGCUAUAUCACAAGGGAAAUCAUUUGACAGUAAAAGGGUCUUGAAAAAGCCUCCAUUAUCAAAGCCAGGCUUGAGCAACAAAUGCCAUCUCAGUAAGGUAUCUAUAAAAUAA
Messenger RNA from Blepharisma stoltei, 939 nucleotides. The record is from the annotation of a GenBank genome assembly. Lineage: Eukaryota; Ciliophora; Heterotrichea; Heterotrichida; Blepharismidae.